AUGCCCCAACUCCUCGUCGCUCAGUUCUACUGGGCACUUGUGCAGAAACUCGAGCAGGAUAUCAGCGCGGCCGUAGUAGAUGGUGUAGCUCACAGUCCAGCUAUGAACCAUGCCGCGGAGCUGCAAGAUUCGGCGCAGUGUCUGCACCGGCUACCUCUCCAUCAGGGCGGCCUGGAGAGCCCGUCCCCUGGGAACAUGCCCUUUUUGACGUCGACGCCCACGGUCUACCAGCACCUGGGGAGAUGUCACGAUAUCGUUUGGUGGGCGUUGGCAUGCAUCGGUCAUCGUGUUGACCAUAUGGUUAUCGGCUUUUUCGUUAACAAAUCUGUGCUCGUGGUCGGGGUAGGCGCGCAGGACUGA
Molecule: messenger RNA, 360 nt
Organism: Pyricularia oryzae 70-15
Lineage: Eukaryota; Fungi; Ascomycota; Sordariomycetes; Magnaporthales; Pyriculariaceae
Exons: 1
Coding region: 1-360 (119 amino acids)
Source: RefSeq, a predicted model, not a curated record